Peromyscus maniculatus bairdii (prairie deer mouse) is the source of this 4313-nucleotide messenger RNA. RefSeq names its product interferon regulatory factor 4 (gene Irf4). Gene Ontology annotation, biological process: immune system process; regulation of transcription by RNA polymerase II. Gene Ontology annotation, molecular function: RNA polymerase II cis-regulatory region sequence-specific DNA binding; protein binding; DNA-binding transcription factor activity, RNA polymerase II-specific. Lineage: Eukaryota; Metazoa; Chordata; Mammalia; Rodentia; Cricetidae. Gene Ontology annotation, cellular component: nucleus. The record is from RefSeq and is a predicted model, not a curated record.
CGCGGGAGGAGGUUGGCACGCGGCAUGAACCUGGAUGCGGGCAGCCGGGGAGCAGAGUUCGGCAUGAGCGCGGUGAGCUGCGGCAACGGGAAACUCCGCCAGUGGCUGAUCGACCAGAUCGACAGCGGCAAGUACCCCGGGCUGGUGUGGGAGAACGAGGAGAAGAGCGUCUUCCGCAUCCCGUGGAAGCACGCGGGCAAGCAGGACUACAACCGCGAGGAGGACGCCGCCCUCUUCAAGGCCUGGGCACUGUUUAAAGGAAAGUUCCGAGAAGGGAUAGACAAGCCCGAUCCUCCUACUUGGAAGACAAGAUUAAGAUGUGCUCUGAACAAGAGCAAUGACUUCGAGGAGCUGGUAGAGAGGAGCCAGCUGGAUAUCUCCGACCCUUACAAGGUGUACAGGAUUGUUCCAGAAGGAGCCAAAAAAGGAGCAAAGCAGCUCACUUUGGAAGACACACAGAUGGCCAUGGGCCACCCCUACCCCAUGACAGCGCCUUAUGGCUCACUGCCAGCUCAGGUUCAUAACUACAUGAUGCCACCUCAUGACAGAAGCUGGAGGGAUUAUGCCCCUGAUCAGUCACAUCCAGAAAUCCCAUAUCAGUGUCCUGUGACGUUUGGCCCCCGCAGCCACCAUUGGCAAGGCCCAUCUUGUGAAAAUGGUUGCCAGGUGACAGGAACCUUUUAUGCUUGUGCCCCACCUGAGUCCCAGGCUCCUGGAAUCCCCAUAGAGCCAAGCAUAAGGUCUGCUGAAGCCUUGGCGCUCUCAGACUGCCGGCUGCACAUCUGCCUGUAUUACCGGGACAUCCUUGUGAAGGAGCUGACCACGUCUAGCCCUGAAGGCUGCCGGAUCUCCCACGGACAUACCUAUGAUGUCAGCAACCUGGACCAGGUCCUGUUCCCCUACCCGGAGGACAGUGGGCAGAGGAAGAACAUCGAAAAGCUGUUGAGCCACCUGGAGAGGGGACUGGUCCUCUGGAUGGCCCCAGAUGGGCUCUAUGCCAAAAGACUCUGCCAGAGCAGGAUCUACUGGGAUGGGCCCCUGGCCCUGUGCAGUGAUCGGCCCAACAAACUGGAAAGAGACCAGACUUGCAAGCUCUUUGACACACAGCAGUUCCUAUCAGAGCUGCAAGUGUUUGCUCACCAUGGCCGGCCAGCACCAAGAUUCCAGGUGACCCUGUGCUUCGGUGAGGAGUUUCCAGACCCCCAGAGGCAGAGGAAGCUCAUCACAGCUCAUGUGGAACCUCUGCUAGCCAAACAACUGUAUUAUUUUGCUCAACAAAACAGUGGACAUUUCCUGAGGGGCUACGAUAUACCUGAACACAUUAGCACUCCAGAUUACCACCGAUCCCUCCGUCAUUCCUCCAUUCAAGAGUGAGCCAGCCUUUGAGCCAGCCACAUGAAGGAUUUUGUUUCAUUGUAAAUACUCUGACAUGGCAGCUGAUUGACACCCCUUUUCUUUGGAAGAACUAAGAAGUGGGUUCACAGUUGAAGACAACAACGACAACAACAGGGAUUUGUGAAGAAAACAGCUCUAUCUGCUCAACAGAGGAGCUUGUCCCACAAGAGUGACUGUCAUCCAGGUCUUGACAAGUGCUGGUAUUUUGGUGACUGUGCCCUGGCUUAUAACUGUGAAACUUAAUCAGUGAUGUGUUUACAUGUACUUAAAUGCUGGCUUGAGCCUGGUGUAGAUUGGCUUCGGCUUGAAGACUGGAAAACUGUGUCAGUGUGAAUCCCUGACUAGAGAAGGCAGACUUAAGUAUUAUUGGUCCAUUUCUCAGGGAAGUCAAGUCUGAACUGGAGACUACUGUGCCCACCCGCAGAGAAAUGUGUUCCUGGAUGGGGGAGCUGUAGUUCUCCUGGAUCACGCCCACUGAGUGAAGGGACCUGAAUCUCAGCCCCAGUCUAGGUCACAGUGUCCAGGCCAUGCAGAGUCUCUCUAAGUGGACCCUGCAUCCUAUGUGCUCCCCCUCUUUGGCCUUCCCUGACAGCCAGCUGGUGAACUCUGUGGUUACCUACUUGAGCCAAAAAGCAUCGAGGAUACAUACGAUGGGACACGUUUGUAUGUCCUUCUAGCUAACAAUGACUAGAAAGCAUUUUUUGUGGUCUCCCCUUUUGGUUUUGCCUCUCAUUCUUUAGAAUUGUUGCUGGCUUUAUGUUUUUUUCUUUUCAGAAAUGAAAGGAAGGAAGGAAGAGAGAGAAAGAAAUCAAGAGACUGAAUACUAGAGAUAGUUUUUUAAAGUUCUGUGACAUUUCCCCUUCUAUUUGUUUUGUUGGCCAUCAGCAGUCUCCAUGGCAACACUGGAGGGGCGGAGCCUUUGCGCAGGUUGGGAACUGUCAGGACACCCGUGGUUCAGCUGACUGUACAGCUGCAGACUCAGGGGGCUGUUUCUGCUUAUUGUGUAUAUUAGAUGCUUCCUUGUGCCAAUAAUAAGUUUGACAAAGCCUCAAAAUUACUGGGCUUUUCCAAAAAUACAUUUUAGUUUUAGUUUUCUACACACAUACAUGAAGUUGCCUUUAAAAAAAAAAGAGAGAGAAAGAGAGAGGGAAACAUGUUGACACACUUUUAUGUACCUAACUAUGCGGACUUACCUCAUCUUUUGAGUGGCAUGUGGAAUUCUACUUCAGUGUGCCUGGCUGUGGUUAGAUAUCUCAUUAGCUACUUGUUGUGGAUGCAUCCCAGCAGCCCACUGAGUCUCGUGAACUGAAGUCAUUUAUACAUCUUAUAGAUGCAAAACAUUCUGGGGUAUAUUAUCCCAAGGGAAAAUGAAGAAAAAGUUGGGAACUGUUCUUUCCCCAAGGCCCCAAACCGUAGCUAGCAUCCUGGAGAACAUUCAACCACACCCACAUCUGGCGCUUCACCAAAGCUCUCUGCCCCAUCCUGUGUGACCAUGACUCUUCUUCCCCUAAGCAGAUGCUUCACCCCAACUGCCAUGUGAAUUCUUUUCUUUUUCCUUAAUGUUAUGCUGCUUUAACAGUGAUGCUGAGUUUUCUGGAAAAUGUUUAAUGGUUUGGACCACCAAGUCUUGUCUCACUUUAUAGCCAUGCAUGCUGACGGCUUCACCCUUGAGGGAUCCGUAGGAAGGUGAAGCCCAGAAUGACCAGGCGAACACUCCUGACAUGGGAAGGAAUGGCCUCCUCAUCCCUAUUGAAACAAAGUGGGAUGCACAUACUGGAAUUUAGUUUGCCCUCGUUGGAGGACACCGUUGAAGAGGGAGGCUGUGGAACACUCCAUCACAGGGAGAAAGUAUACAAGUUUCGUGGGAGCAUACUGUUAGCUUGUUUCUUGUCCUUGAGCAGUUAUUAAUGUCUAUAGUUUCAAACUAAAAGCCCCAAACCCCUCUGUUGUUGUCCUGGACGAAGAAGGUGAUAGAAACCACCUUUUGAGAUGCAGAUAGACUCUGGGAUUGGAGCAGCGAUGGGCCUGCUUCACUGUGAAGAGGCCUGGGUGUACUGCCUGAGUGGCUGUAUGCCAGGCACAAGGAAUGCCAGCAGGCUGAGUUUGGCAGCUGAUUAAGGCACGUGUGAGGUGCCCUUACUCUGUAGAGGAGUUGAGUGUGAGCCCCAGGAGUAGAGGAUUCUGGGAGUCUGGGCAUCAUGUCCUACACAGGAAGGGCCUUCACUACUGCUUUAAGAACUUAUUUUUGCAUGGGUGACAUUUUGACAACAAUUCAAACAAGGUUUAACUGCCCUUUCAUUCCAGUCAGUCUUGUCCUUCCUACUGGUCAAUAUUUUUUUGUUGUUCUUGUUGGAAAUUGUGAAAUUGUUAAAGCCUUCCUUUUUGUUAUUUAUCUCCCUAAGUCAAGUGGCUGCUGCCCUACCACACACAUCUUUUUGCAAGCAAGCUGCCUCUUCAGUAGCUGAGCCCUGCGCUGUAAGGGGGACUCACCUAGUCUUUGUUAACUGCUGCUCACUGUCACAUGAACGCAGGGAAGAUCGAUUUUCUGGAUCUAUCUUCACUGCUUUAAGAAACGUGUCUUCAGAGGUUACUACAGUGGACGAGAAGAGAAAGGCAGGCAGGCCAGCUCUAUUAGACACUGCUAUAUGCUUCCCUCUCCUCAAGGUGGACCAACCUCACAGAGAAAGACAGCCACGCCCUCCUGCUCCCAUGCCCUGUGCACCCACUUCAUAGUGUGAGAACUGUGAGGGGCCAGGACUGGCUUAGAGCCCAUACUUUGGGGGUUCUGCCAUGUCUGAGCCUGGAAGGCAAGGACGUCUGCCAUCCUGCACGCACGGCUUGCAUAGGCCAUGGAUUUUGCUGUAAACUUGCUUCACAAAGCAAACUGUGUGUUUUUAAAUAUUUGAUAAAUAAAGCAU